Elephantulus edwardii (Cape elephant shrew) is the source of this 831-nucleotide messenger RNA. It is a transcript of the gene XPA, whose product is annotated as xeroderma pigmentosum, complementation group A. The transcript has 6 exons. The record is from RefSeq and is a predicted model, not a curated record. Gene Ontology annotation, biological process: nucleotide-excision repair, DNA damage recognition; base-excision repair; nucleotide-excision repair involved in interstrand cross-link repair. The coding region runs from base 1 to 831 and encodes 276 amino acids. Gene Ontology annotation, cellular component: nucleotide-excision repair factor 1 complex. NCBI's taxonomy places the organism in Eukaryota, Metazoa, Chordata, Mammalia, Macroscelidea, Macroscelididae. Gene Ontology annotation, molecular function: damaged DNA binding.
AUGGCAACGGAGAUGGCAACAUCCGAGGUUCCUUCGCAGGAGACAGUGCCUUUAGAGCAACCGGAGGAGCUGCCUGCCUCGGUGCGGGCGAGCAUCGAGCGGAAGCGGCAGCGGGCGCUGAUGCUUCGCCAAGCGCGGCUGGCUGCCCGGCCCUACCCGGCGACGGCGGCUGCGGCUACUGGAGGUAUGGUGAAUGUAAAAGCAACCAAGGUAAUUGAUACGAAAGGUGGCUUCCUUUUGGAAGAGGAAGAAGAGGAGGAACAUAAGAUUGGAAAAGUUGUUCAUCAACCAGCACCUGUUAUGGAAUUUGAUUAUACAAUAUGUGAAGAAUGUGGGAAAGAAUUCAUGGAUUCUUACCUAAUGAACCACUUUGACUUGUCAACUUGUGAUAACUGCAGAGAUGCUGAUGAUAAGCACAAGCUAAUAACCAAAACAGAAGCGAAGCAGGAAUACCUUCUGAAAGACUGUGAUUUAGAAAAGCGAGAACCAGCCCUUAAAUUUAUUGUGAAGAAGAAUCCUCAUCAUUCACAGUGGGGUGAUAUGAAACUCUACUUAAAAUUACAGAUCGUGAAGAGGUCUCUUGAAGUUUGGGGUAGUCAGGAAGCAUUAGAAGAAGCAAAGGAAGUUCGACAAGAAAACCGGGAGAAAAUGAAACAGAAGAAGUUUGAUAAAAAAGUAAAAGAAUUGCGACGGGCAGUAAGAAGCAGUGUGUGGAAAAAGGAAACAGUUGCACAUCAACAUGAGUAUGGACCGGAAGAAAACCUAGAAGAGGACAUGUACCGGAAGACUUGUACUGUGUGCGGCCAUGAGCUGACUUACGAAAAAAUGUGA